This is a messenger RNA of Arabis nemorensis, 528 nucleotides long. The record is from the annotation of a GenBank genome assembly. NCBI's taxonomy places the organism in Eukaryota, Viridiplantae, Streptophyta, Magnoliopsida, Brassicales, Brassicaceae.
AUGAAAGGAAUUAACAUAGAUCCUCCAUUUAAUGUCUUUCAAGAGGAUCCUCGGUUUAAGGAUGAACUCGCUUCUGUGAGAGUGGAGAAGAUGAUUGAACAUAUAAAAUCCAAACUCCCAGGGAAGCCUCAAUUCCUUCUUUGCUUUCUCUCAGAAAGGAAGAACUCUAAUGUUUAUGGUCCUUGGAAAAAGAAGAUUCUUGUUGAAUCUGGAACUAUACUUGGAACUACUAGGCCAACACAUUACCAUGUGCUCUACGAUGAGAUCGGAUUUUCGGCUGAUGACCUCCAAGAGCUUGUCCAUUCUUUAGCCUAUGUCUACCAGAGGAGAACAACCGCCAUCUCUGUAGUUGCGCCUAUUUGUUAUGCUCAUUUGGCGGCUGCACAGAUGGAAACUAUGAUGAAGUUUGAUGACAUGUCUGAGACGAAUUCAUCGAGCCAUGGCGGGAGCACGAAGGAUGGACCAGUCCUUGUGCCUACCAUGCCGAAGCUGCACAAGGAUGUUGCUACUUCAAUGUUCUUCUGUUAA